CCCAUUUUUUCCAAACUACCGGGUGAAAAAUGACACUACGCACCCCUUACUGCACAAAAACACCAUUUUCCACUGGAUCUGACAAGCUGAAGGUCGCACUCUGUUUUACUGUGAUACAGGCAGUUCAUGAGUGGUUGUGAGAGUGAUUCUGAGAGCAACAAAGAGGAACAAUGCAGUAGAUUUCACACUGGAGUGAAACUUUAAGAGGGAAGAAAGUCUGCAGUCAGACCGGUGGGCAGAGAAAGUCCCUCCCCCAGGAAACAAAGACCAGACCCAGGUUCGGGUUCCACUAGAGAGGAGAGGGCAAGACCCAACAAGCCCAACAAGACCCAACAAGACCCAACAAGACCACCUAUCCAACAAGCUGGUAACAGUCUCCUGCAGCUCUGAGCCAUGAGGUCAUCUUCCCUCCUUCUCCUUUCCUUCCUCGUGGGUGUGUGUGACGUUCGGGGGGCGUCGGACUUUAGAGUGUGUGCAUUCAACCUCCAGCACUAUGGGGAGUCCAAGUCCCAGAACAGCGUGGUCAUGUCCAUUCUUACCAAGAUCAUUACUCGCUGUGAUGUGUGUUUGCUCAUGGAAGUGAGAGACACUAAAGGAAAAGCUGUACCACUGCUGGUUGAAAGGCUCAACAGCUAUGACACGGAUCAUGAGUACUCGUCUGUGGCCAGUGGGAGACUGGGCCGGUCCGCCGGAUACCAGGAGCAGUAUGUGUUUGUUUACAGGACUAAUACAGUGACGGUCACCGGCCAGUACCAGUACCCAGAUGAUCGACCCGGAGAUGUCGAUGCUUUCUCCAGAGAGCCUUUUGUCGUCCGCUUCAAAGCCCCCAGGACAGAUAUAAAGGAGUUUGUCCUCAUACCUCAGCACACCACUCCAGUCAACACCACUAAAGAGCUGGAUGCACUCUACGACGUCUUGCAAGAUGUGAAGAAGAGGUGGAAAACCGAGAAUGUGAUGCUUCUCGGGGACUUCAACGCCGACUGCGGCUACCUCGCUAAGAAGAACAAGAAGAAUGUGCGUCUGAUUACAGAUAAGAACCUCUUUUGGCUCGUUCCGGAAGAUUCAGACACCACUGUGCGAAUGACCACCUCCUGCACCUACGACAGGAUCGUUGUGAAUGGGGAGACGUUUGCCAACGCUGUCGUGCCUUCUUCAGCCACACCGUUCAACUUCCAAAUGGAAUACCAACUCACAGAGGAGCAGGCGCUGGAUGUGAGUGACCAUUACCCAGUGGAGGUCCUGCUGAAGAACAGGGGGCUUGUCAAAGUGGGGCGCUGGCUGGGGAACGCUGCGUUCAAAGUCUCCUUCACUGGUGGCGCUCUCUUGGAUUUAAUGGUUGUUCUCGGUUCCCUUGUUUUCCAAAUGGUAUCGUCAUAAGCUGAGUUUUUUUAUACAGUUGUCAAUCAAAUUAUCUAAAGUUCGCGUAAUGACGUCACAUGCUGUGUUGCAAUCAAACUGGUACAUGGAAUUAAUUUUUGUAAUUUUAAGGUGUUUCCAUUCAUUUUUGCACUGAAUUGCACAAUAUGCAAGAAAAACAUUUGUGCACAAAGUUUUUCUAGACAAAAUGGAUCGCGCCGU
This is a messenger RNA of Etheostoma cragini (Arkansas darter), 1578 nucleotides long. RefSeq names its product deoxyribonuclease I-like 1 (gene dnase1l1). The record is from RefSeq and is a predicted model, not a curated record. The transcript has 10 exons. Gene Ontology annotation, biological process: DNA catabolic process. The coding region runs from base 394 to 1377 and encodes 327 amino acids. Lineage: Eukaryota; Metazoa; Chordata; Actinopteri; Perciformes; Percidae. Gene Ontology annotation, molecular function: DNA nuclease activity. Gene Ontology annotation, cellular component: nucleus.